Exaiptasia diaphana is the source of this 2032-nucleotide messenger RNA. RefSeq lists its product as uncharacterized. Gene Ontology annotation, molecular function: RNA polymerase II cis-regulatory region sequence-specific DNA binding; DNA-binding transcription activator activity, RNA polymerase II-specific. Gene Ontology annotation, cellular component: nucleus. The coding region runs from base 144 to 1379 and encodes 411 amino acids. The record is from RefSeq and is a predicted model, not a curated record. Lineage: Eukaryota; Metazoa; Cnidaria; Anthozoa; Actiniaria; Aiptasiidae. Gene Ontology annotation, biological process: regulation of transcription by RNA polymerase II; gliogenesis. The transcript is spliced from 11 exons.
AGGUGAUACGCUGGCCCAUAUGGGCUGGGACGCUCUUAUUCUCACCAUUGUUACUCACUGUCCUAUACAGGCAGCAAAACGGCACAGCUAGCUAAUGCUAAUGUAGAACCUCACCUCCUCGCUACAUACAGGUACUGGACAAAAUGGAUCCCAAUGAGGUGAAAGUGAUCAAAGAAGAAAGAAUGACUUCAGAUUAUGAAGAAGAAGAGAGUGGACUAGAGCGAACAAGUGCCCAUCUUGAAAAUACAAAUCCUAUCCGUAUAAAUGGCGCUGAAAUAGUCAGUAAAUUUAACCACGCCUUGGCCUCUAUCAUUACUACAACAACCAGACUAUCAACGGCAAACAGUUCUGAUGAAAAUCUAACAAUGGUGUCUGGUCUUCCUCAUCUCAUCCACAAAUCAGGACGUUUUGUGUCUUCGCUGUGGUUCCCUGAUUCGUCUGUACAAAGUCCAAUGUACCACCAUUCCUACCAGUGCGUCCCCAAUCCACCGCAGAACACAACACUCGUCCAUACAUCCACAAGCAACCUUCAAAAUCCUUCAGAAGACUACGACGAGUUUAAUGAGUGGGUUGAUGGUUCUUGCAAACUCCGCUACUCAACGUACAGUCGUGAAUCGCAGGCUCACAUCUCUGGCUGGGCCAUGAAGUACACUAAUAACCACAACAAGUAUGUGCUAAAGAAGACGUGUGUCGGUGUUUUGUUAUGUAGUGAGGACUGCACACUUCCUAAUGGUUUGAAAGUUGUGGUGCGACCAGCUAUUUCUGAUAAAGUCAGAGAAAGACAAAUCGGUCAAACGUGCCCAAAUGCAUCUUGUAAUGGUGUCCUCUCGCAUAGAAAGUGUACAGGUAACAAUGGAUAUCCUGUCACUCAUUUCUGGGUCCAUCAAGAAGACGGGAUAUAUUUUGAGUCCAAAGGAACGCAUGAUCAUUUCAGACCCCAAGCGCGCAGGGCCACACCCGAAAGGAACCAUAAUCGUGGUCGUACAGCAAGUCCUAAGCAAGAAGGACCAUCAGGUGGAACAGAGGACGGCGGCAAGGUACAAAUUCACGUUGAACACUUGGAAGUGACGAUCAGAGGCCCAUUUUUGAUGUUUGAAAUUUUUUAUAUUGAGUGGUCAUCAGAUAUGAAGGAAAUCACUUUACAAAGUAUGAGUGAUAUAGUAUUUCGAUGGAUAAAAUGUCAGAAAGAUUUAUGGCCAAAAKCAUUAGGUUAUCAAACUGAAUGUCCUGUCAUAGACCUCGCCCCAGUCCGAACAAAUCUCUUCGAUGAAAGACGUACGCGUUUACAUUAUCUGCGACAAGGAGAGAGAUUGGGCUCAGCUUUCCAUCGACCAAUCACAUAUAGAACAUUUUACAUGCCUAAGAUGCACUGGGUGUAAUAGAUAUAUUUUACGAAAAACAGAGCAGGAAAUUGUUUAGUUGUUACUCUCUCGCCCCAUGUAAGAGAAUCCAGAGAACUAGCGGAUUCCGGAUUCCAAGCGCUGGAUUCCGGAUUCCGAAACAUUGGAUUCCGGAUUCCAAAGAAUUUUUGUUUUGGAUUCUGUAUAAUAAAUGGCCUGAUUUUCAGGGGUUUUUUUUCCUGAAAAUUUUACAUUCAGCAUGUCAGUAGCCUGCGCAGGGGCGUCAGCGGGACGAUGUCCUAUGUGUUUUUUAGAUAUCAAAAUUUUUGCUGGAUUCCAGAUUAUGGAUUCCAAAUAUUUGGAUUCCGGAUUCCAGGAUACCCAUUCCGGAUUCCAAAGCUGUUUUUUUAGUGGAUUCCGGAUUCCGGAUUCUCUUACACGGGGCGAACUCUCUACCUCAUAAAACCAAUGUAGCCUCGAAACCUACUCAAAUAGUAAUCGUUCCUAUCAAAUUAUAAAACCACGCAGUGAUCRGCAAAAUAUUUCCAUGUCACAUUUGCUCAAGAUAUUUGGAUCAAGUUUAUCAAUGAAUCCUUGUUUUAAAAAGUUGUAAAAGACACUUAAAUUUAUAAGUUACAAUAAUUCAUUCAUUGUGUAAAUAAUUCAACAAGCAAUAAAGAAUAUGACAAAUA